AUGGUGCAAGAAUCACACAUUGAACCAUCUCCUGAACGAAUCGAUAUCGUUCGUGGUACAAAUUAUCUUCUUGAAUCUCUUGGUAUUAAUCGUCGUAUCCGUUCCGUUACUGAAUUUGCCAGUCCAGUACUCAUUCCAAUUUAUGAAGAAAUUUGUUCAUUUCGAUUAAAUGAUGUUCGUACACCUGUACGUAAUCUUGCUGAUGAAAUACAUAAUAUUCAAUGUGUAAUUAAUGCAUUGUGUUUUGAUACAGUUGAAUUUGAUCUUUCACAUAUCUCAGGUGAGCAAGUCGCUAAUGGAGAUUUAUAUGCUAUGGAAGAUUUACUUGAAAUACUUACUGAUGUUUAUCAUUGGAUUAAAAAUGAUCAAGAACAAGCACCUCAAACUGGAUUACAUAUUGCUGGUCUUAGUUCAGAUCGAUCAAGUGUACCACCUCCAUCACUUGGUGCUCAAAUUGCUCAAUUAGCUGAUCGACGACGUGCAUUUGGUCAUGAUAUUGUUGCUCCAAAUAGUCUUGUUUAUACAGAAAUUAGUCCUAUUGUAUCACCAUCAAAUUCACCGACUCGUAAAUAUCAACAAGAAAGUAUUGAACAUGAUACUGCUGUUGAAGAUUUACAAGAAAAAUAUCAAUCAUUAUUACGUCGUUUUGAGCAAACAGUACAAAUGUCGUCUGAUGCACUUAAUCUUUCUCGAAUCUCACAAGAUACUCCGUCCACGAAAACGUCAGAUUUACGUUUAUUACUUAAUGAUUUAAAUGGUGAUAAAAAAACACAAAUUAAACAUAAUGACACAUUUAAUGUUGAUAAUGUCAAAACAUAUGGUGAUAUCGAAGAUGAUUUAGCAUUACUUCUGAAUGAUAAAUCACCUAAACAGAAAACAAAAUCAAAUGAUAAUCUUCAUGAAACAAAACCAAAAUUACAAGAAUCUAUGAUGACAACUAGUACAAACACUCUAGGACGUAAUCGUUUGAAUCAUAGUGAUGAAUUUUAUCAGAUUCGAGCACAACUUCAUGAACAAUAUAAUUUAAAAUCAAAUUUAAAUCAUUUUCUUGAACAACAUUUUAAUGAUGAUCUUGAUGAUUAUAAAUCAACAAGAACAUUAUUACAAAAUAAAAAAGAUCAACAUGCUAUGCAACAUCAUGAAAUUGAUACAUCAACACUUCGUUUAAAUGAAAAUCAAAAUCGUCCUCAUCGUUCACAUUCUGCUAUAUCAAAAACGAAACACGUUUCAUCAAAAAAAGGUUUUCUUCGUUCAUCAUCGAAUACAUUGAGUGUACGACCAAUUGUACAUAAGCAUGAUUUUAAUGAAUCAACAACAUUAACAGAUAAUGAAUUACCAACAAAUGUUAAAAUAACAAAUAAACAUCGCUUAUUACUUGGUAAUGAACAUGAUAUUGUUGAAGUAUUAAAUGAACAAUUUCCUGGUAUUUAUGUUUCAAAUGAAAUGCAAGCGAAACUUAAUGAACAAUUUAGUAAGCAUAUUGAUAAUGUUUUUAAAUCAAGAAUGGAACUUCUUAAUGCUCAACAAGGAAAUACGAAUGAUCUCGAAGUAGCUAAGCAAAAACAUGACCAAAUGACUGAUAUUUUACGUAAAGAAUUAAGUACUUUACAGCGUCAGCAAGAUAUUCAAUUAAAACAAUCAGCUGAACGUAUCCUAAAAUCAAAAAUUCGUGAUCAACGUAUACAACAAGCACGUGUACGUCGUUAUUUUCAACAAUAUUGUCUUGAUCAACGAAAGCGUUUACUUAAAAAACGUACAAAUGAAGAAUUAAUAUUAAAACAAGCUUAUAAAGAUUCUAUACGUAUUCAACGUGAACGUUUACAUGAAAUGAAAAAAUAUAAACAAGAAUAUAAUGGUUUAUUUCAUGCACGUUAUCGUAAUCAAUUAGAAUCACUUGAAAAUUAUUAUCGUCAACGUCUUGAUAUGUUCAAAGAAAUUGAAGAAAAAGAAUCAGCUUUGCAACGUACAAAUGAUCGUGAAGAUAAAUUAGAAUUAAAUAAACAACGUUUACAAUUACGUAAACAACUUGAAUCAGAUAUUAAACAAUUACAAGAUCAAUUAAAUCAAAAUGAUGAUUAUGUACAUUUUCGUCAAUUAGAUUUAGAACGUUUAAAAGAGAAUUUAACUCAAGCAAGAAUAACGACAAAAGUUUAA
Messenger RNA from Adineta steineri, 2154 nucleotides. Lineage: Eukaryota; Metazoa; Rotifera; Eurotatoria; Adinetida; Adinetidae. The record is from the annotation of a GenBank genome assembly.